Paramacrobiotus metropolitanus is the source of this 1639-nucleotide messenger RNA. RefSeq lists its product as uncharacterized. Gene Ontology annotation, cellular component: extracellular matrix. Bases 286 to 1227 code for a protein of 313 amino acids. NCBI's taxonomy places the organism in Eukaryota, Metazoa, Tardigrada, Eutardigrada, Parachela, Macrobiotidae. The record is from RefSeq and is a predicted model, not a curated record. The transcript is spliced from 3 exons. Gene Ontology annotation, molecular function: protein binding.
ACUGUUUAAUAUUAAACCGGAAAUCUACAAUAUUUUUCGAGCAGAUUGAGUAAACUGAUAAAUACUUAUGAGAUUGUGCUACUUGAAGUAUAUGUAUGAGGUUGCCGGUCGUCGGUUGCUGCAGAAUUUUUUGGCAAUCGACAGUAGUUUUUGAUAAAUCAAGAUAGUUUUUGAAUUCUCUGCAUGGUGAAUAUUAAUCAUAUUCGUGCAGUUACUACUCGUUAUGCUGACUAAUAUUUAGCGGGAACAACAGUUUGUAAUCUUUAAAAGAGCGAUCGUCUAAAAAUGACCCAUAAUCUGUUGGCAUAUUUUCCUUUAUUUUGCGGUGUUUUUUUUAUGGCUUCCAGAGGGCAAAGUAAUUUACCACGGUACGACGGAACACCGAUUAGUCAACGCGAGUGUGCCAGUCGCCCAAGGAAUGCUUGCUGGAAAGGUCUUGCUAACUGUCUUGAAGCCGGUAUCGGGCAAAUGCUUUUCAGGAAAGUGCCGGGAACCGUGUGGACUUUAGAAUGCUACAAAAAUGCCACUGCUCGUGAUUUUUUGGACACUGCGAGCAGUAUUGCCAUCGUUAAUCCAAAUCGAGCUGUUAAGGUAUUUGCAAAUGGUGGAGACUCUUACCAGCUAACGCAGCAGCUUGUCGACCCAAUUAGAACACAAUUAAUUGAGCUGCAGUACUGGAGCUGCCGAGACAAUACGGCCACAUCCACGUUGGGGACAUUGCGAUUGCCGAAUUUGCUGUACUUGCAGUUUCAUGGCUGCACCAGUUUAGUGAUAAAACGAGACGAUUUCCGCCACUUCAAGAAUUUGAGAAAUCUUGAUUUCCAUAUGACGUCCAUUGAAUCGAUUGAGCCGGAGACAUUCAAGGAUCUCCCGCAGCUAAGGUCACUCCAACUAGAAAAUGAAUACGCGAAUCUUCUUGGUCGACUUCACGAAAAUGAUCACGAUAACCAGUACGCUACUCCUCAGAUCCAGGCGGCUAUUCGUAAGAUUCACUGUGCUUGCGAUUAUGCGUGGCUGCGGAACUGGCUGAAUGCCAAUCCUUACCUCCAGAGCGACCGCGACGAAGGGGAAUUAUACAUUAUCGGAAAUCAUCCCAGUGCACGAGUAUACAGAAAGUCGAUAUUCCUUGCUGUAGACUGUGCCCCGAAAAACUUGUCCUAUUUCGCGGAGCGACGUCGUGGAUACAGAGAGGACAAUUACACUUUUUCAAUUAACACUUCUUGUUGAAAAAAGGAGUUUUAAGACGUAUAUGCUAUCUAGCAGAAUGGCAAUGGAAAACGAUUAUACAUGCCUGAGUACCGGCAUCGCUGUAGGAUAUGGCAUUCGUCUCCGAGAUAAUUCAAAGGUAGUGGGUAUUGUAUUGUGUUAAAAUAAAAGUUUGAGGCAUUUUUGCGCUUGCGGAAAUAACUCAAAAAUCUAAGCACAACCUAAUAAAGUAUUUACCUGUAAAACGGUAUUUAAGUUACCUUGGUUGUGUACUGGUUAGCUAUCAGUUAGCUGGACACUAUCCUAGCAGUCAUUCAGCGCUGCGCUAAUCCGUUUUAGCUUUGCCAAAUUGAUACUUAAUAAUUUUCGUAUUACCGGCCAGAUGUGUUUGCAAGAAGAAAAGAAUGAUGUUAGACCACCGUGAUAUCAUGCU